Dermacentor andersoni is the source of this 3816-nucleotide messenger RNA. It is a transcript of the gene mmd, whose product is annotated as disintegrin and metalloproteinase domain-containing protein mind-meld. Gene Ontology annotation, molecular function: metalloendopeptidase activity. Gene Ontology annotation, biological process: proteolysis. The record is from RefSeq and is a predicted model, not a curated record. Lineage: Eukaryota; Metazoa; Arthropoda; Arachnida; Ixodida; Ixodidae.
ACGUCGUCCGGCCGAAGCUCGCCUGAGCUCACGGCUGCUCCGCAGCGGCAGCGGCCGCCAUCUUGAUCGUCCGUCCCAUGGCGGCGCGGCAGCGUGAUGAGGAGCGGACAUAAACGCCGGCCAUGCAGCCACCCGGCGAGUUGCUCCUCGUGCUGCUGCUCUGCCACGCGGCACCCCCGCCGCUGCUCGCCCAGCGCGCCGCCCGACACACCAGGGAAGCAGAUUCGGCCUUUGAUGAGCUUCCAGACAACAGCCGGUUACUAGUGGUGGACCGGCUCAAGCGGUACCCGGAAAACGAGCGACUGAUUGCUAGCAUUCCGAGCCGCAUCUAUGAGGUGAUCUACCCAGUUCAGGUGCGCCACCACCAGAAGCUGGGCAUUUCCACCAGGGACACCACAGCCAACAAGACAAACAAGCAUUUUCAUCAAACAUCCCUGCUCAUAAAGGCGUUUCACUACAAAUUUCGGUUGGAACUUGAGCUCAAUGACUACCUGCUUGCCCCCAAGAUGCUCCAGAAGCACCUCCAUCCUGAUGGCAUCUGGCAGCUGUCCAGUCAGGAAGUGGAGCACUGCUACUACCAUGGCACCAUCAAAGACUACCCCGGCGCUGUGGCUGCUUUUCGUACCUGUAGUGGAAUCAGUGGCAUCAUCCACAUUCGCAACGAGACUUUUGUCAUCCAUCCAUUCUAUGGAGGAGACCUCUCGCGGGUCCACCCCCACGUCAUCUACAAGUACUUCAAUGUCAACAAAAACCCUUACAUCUGCGGCAAUUCACGCAUGCACGAGUGGGGCUUCAAGCACUUCCGCAAGACUCUCCCACCUCCGCCCAGAUACAAGACUAGAAUCCAGCCUCGGGCUGACAAGAGAGACGUACGAGAAGUGUACAAAUUUAUUGAGCUUGCCCUCGUACUUGACCAAGCUAUGUUUGAUGCCCGUAACAGCACCCGUUCGGAGGUGAUGAGCGACGCUAUACAAAUAAUCAACUGCGUGGACAUGUACUUCCGGACGGUGAACACGCGGGUUUCCAUUGUGUACCUGGAAACGUGGGCAACGGGGGACCAGGUGGAGCACACGAGCGACAUCCGCCAGGCCCUGCUCAACUUUGUUGACUACUCAGCCAAGAACCUUUACAAGCAGGCUGUUGACGCUACUCACCUGCUCACAGGUCGGCACUUUCCAAGUCGAGAGGUGGGCAUGGCCAUCCCAGACACUGUGUGUACAGCGAAGGCUGUGGGAAUAAGUCAGGACACAAAUGUGUACGAGCCCCAUCUGGUGGCCAGUACUAUGACUCACAUGCUUGGCCACAAUCUUGGAAUGAGCCAUGAUGACGGAGGAAACUGCCAGUGCCAGGACUCGUGGGGCUGCAUAAUGGCACCUGGCAUUCUAGGAACCAACCACAUCCAGCCGUACCACUUCUCAUCAUGCAGCCUGGAGGAGUACAUUAAUGCACUGCGCAUUGGCCAUGGCAUCUGCCUCUUCAACAAGCCUGGCCAGGUUCUUUUGGACUGUGGUGACCUUCAGGGACCUUCGUCAGUGCCAAUUCACUGCACACCGUUGGCACCUCACGGAAGUACUGACGAAGGCGUGACAAAGCUUGAAGACUUUCGCUCGUGUGGCAAUGGCAUCAAGGAGCAGGACGAAGACUGCGACUGCGGCACUAUGGAGGAGUGUGCAAAGGCUGACCCCUGCUGUGACCCAAUCACAUGCAAGCUGCGUGUUGAAGCAAACUGUUCUGCAGGGCCAUGCUGUGAGAAUUGCAAGUUGCGUGCUGCUGGCCAGCUGUGCCGCAUCCCUGAGUCUGAGUGCGACAUUCCUGAGUUCUGUGACGGCCAUUCUGGGGAGUGUCCACCCAACAUCUACAAGAAGGCCGGCCAGGACUGCAAGAAAGGCAGUGGUUUCUGUUACCGGGGCAAGUGUCAUACAUCUGAUGAACAGUGCGAGUUCAUCUGGGGCUUUGGUGCACGACGCUCGGAUGAGAAGUGCUUUGGCGAGUUCAACGUGCAGGGCAGCAUGAGCGGCAACUGUGGUCCGGACGGGCGGGGCGGCCAUGUCAAGUGCAGCCGGGAGCACAUGAUGUGUGGCACUCUGCAGUGCCAGCGAGGUGCUCGUGCCCCAAUCGUGCUGGGCAUGGAGAAGCUCUACACCCGCACCAUCAUCUCCAUAGAGGGCUCCGAGUUUGAGUGCAAGGUGUCCACAGGGUCCCUCUCUGGAGACAUUCCAGACAUUGGCAUUGUUUGGGACGGAACAAAAUGUGGGCCUUCCAAGAUCUGCGUGAACAAGUCAUGCCUUCCAGUUGAGCAUUUCCGAGAGCUGGGAGUCUGCCCUAGCAACAACCUGGCACUCGCCUGCUCAGGCCAUGGCGUGUGCUCCAACGUGAACACGUGCUACUGUGAUGAGGGCUACCUGGGGCCUGACUGCAGCCAGCGGGCCAAUGCCACUGAGGCCCCGCCUCCGCUGGUGCCCCCUGCUGCCACAAAUGUCGCGCCACCAACGCCACCUACCGCCACAGACGCAUCAAGCCGGUCCAACAAGAGCUCUAGGACAACUUCUUAUGUGGGAAGGAAGGAUGCCCUGAGCACCCCUUCGCUGGUGAUUGUCCUCGUGUCGGUGGUUGGUGGCGUCUUCAUCUUCUUUGCCCUCCUGGCCACUUGUUACAGGCGGAGUACCAUGCCCAAGCUAGAGCAGGCCCCAGGGGCACCCAAGAAAGGCUCAGCCCGACACAAGGCACCAGUGGCUGCGCCAGGUGCCAAGAAAGAACACGAGGAUGCUCUUCCUCCUGGCCACCAUGCCUCGACCACCCUCGACAGCCGCAUCAUCACCUUCGGGAGCAUGCCUUCCUACAGGGAGGACAAGCUACAGGAGCUGAAGCGGAAGGAGCCAGACGAGGUGGACGAGACAUUCAUGGAGCUCUCACCCAAGGACCUCGCCAAGGACGGCGGCGGCUGGCCACCACUGGCCUCUGCCGCAGCAGCAGCGGGGGGUGACACACUGAGCGAGGUUGAGCGCACGCUCAAGAGCCUCAACGGCUACCACGAGGAGAUCCUGGAGGCACUGCACUCAGCCUCGUCACAUGCCAGCCCGGGCCAGGACUCGCGCCGGGACCUGCCGCGUCCCGAGCCCUGCAUGGCCGAUCCUGCCGAGCCAAUCCGUAUCCGCAAUCUGGAAGACCUGCUGCGGCAACUUGAGCCCGGCCCCUUAGAGCCAAGUGGGUCGGAACGCCUGAGUGAGCCUGAGGCAGACCGACACUACCUUGAUGGGGGCUCGCCUUAUGGCCUGCGCUACUUGCUGGAGGAUGCAUACGCACAGCCGGAUGAGGACGACGAGGACGACGAGGAGAGCGAGGACGCCGGGCGGGGCCCAUAUGGUGGUACAGAGCAGCAGUCGGGCGGGCCUCCCACACGGCGGCAGCGAUCUGCAAGUGAAGAGGCCCUGCCACUGGCAUUUCCUGCCGGUGCACUGCCCAGCCCACCCUCGGAGGAGUCCGGCUCCUUGGAGGAGACCUUUCGACCACCGCCGAUGCUGCUGCCCGGACCGCCCCCACGCCGCACUCGGCCCAAGAAGAAGUUCCCCGAGUACAAGAUGCCUCCCGGGGACGCUCACCGGAGGAACUACUACAAGUGAGGCCGCGGCCGGGACCGCGGGGCGCCGCCGCCGACCCUGACUGCACUGCCGCCCCCCUUCCCAUCCACUCUACAGCACUAGUCGUCGUCAUCAUAGCGCGCCGCUAGGCUCAUUAAUCACAAGUCAGCAGUGUUCAGUCUCUAGAUAUGCGCUCUCUCCUUUGUACUCAUGGAUGCAUUAAAACGACAGCCCUUUC